AUGGGUUCGCGGCAACAUCUUCGUGAGAUGAAAUCAGGACCCCCACUUCCAUACCAUGAUGAUAUUCGAGCCUACACAAGGGAAUAUGCGGCGGCUCUUGACGAGAAAGAUCCACUCCGUCACUUUCGAGAUGAGUUUAUCAUUCCCUCCAAGAAAGAUCUUAAGCGAACUACGUUGGUAGCCGGCGCUAGUGCAGAAAGCGACGAAGCCUCAGAUGAUAGAUGUAUCUACUUCUGUGGCAACUCCCUCGGUGUGCAGCCUCGUAGCACACGCAGUUACAUUGAACAGUACUUGCGAACGUGGGCAACAAAGGGUGUGAUGGGUCAUUUUGUGCCACAUGAAGAUCAGCUACUUCCUCCUUUCGUUGACGUCGAUACUGCCGGGUCAAAGUCGAUGGCUCCUAUCGUGGGAGCAUUGCAGAGUGAGGUUGCAGUCAUGGGUACAUUGACUGCCAAUCUUCAUUUUCUCAUGUCUAGCUUUUACCGUCCUACCCAAGAAAAGUACAAAAUUAUUCUGGAAGGCAAGGCUUUUCCUAGUGACCAUUAUGCAGUCGAAUCUCAAAUUCAGCACCACAACCUCGAUCCAAAGGACGCAAUGGUGUUGAUUGAGCCAGAAAACCUGGAUUAUCCCAUCUUGACUACCGAGCAGAUCCUGAAGGUGAUUGAUGAUAAUGCCUCCAGUACAGCCCUGGUGUUGCUUUCUGCAAUCCAGUUCUAUACCGGUCAAUAUUUCGAUAUCGAACGUAUCACAGCUCAUGCUCACUCUAAGGGCAUCCUUAUUGGCUGGGACUGUGCGCAUGCCGCUGGAAACGUAGAUCUGCGCCUGCAUGACUGGAAUGUGGACUUUGCAGCAUGCGGACCAGGCGGAAUGGCGGCACUAUUUGUUCACGAGCGGCAUGGGAAUGUAGAUGAAAAACAGACCGGCGACGAUGUAUCAUUUCGACCCCGUUUAUCUGGCUGGUGGGGACAUGAUAGCAAGACACGCUUCAAGAUGGAAAAUAAAUUCAUGCCCCAACCUGGCGCAGCGGGAUUCCAGCUUUCCAAUCCUUCAGUGCUUGACAUAAACGCUAUUGCCCCCCCUGAAGACAAGCCCUUCACUCUCAUCACUCCCUCCAACCCAGCGGAAAGAGGUGCCCAACUGAGCUUGAGGCUUCAACCUGGAUUGCUCGACCAUGUGCUCCAUCAUUUAGAAGAAAAUGGGGUUGUCAUCGAUGAACGCAAACCCGAUGUGGUUCGAGUAGCACCAGCGCCAUUGUAUAACACCUACGUGGAAGCCUGGGAAUUUUGCCAAAUUUUUCUGGAGGCAUGUCGAGAAGCUAUAUCAAUGGAAAAAACAACACUCUCUCCUGAUUUAGAGAACCCACAAGAUCAGGGUACGGGAAACCGCCCUAUAGAGGUUGGCGAUGUUGACUAUUCAGUAUUCACACGAAGCCAGAAGCGAUUUAUCGUGUUUAUGGCAUCAUGGGCGGGGUUUUUCUCACCAGUCUCCUCACAGAUCUACUUCCCAGCACUGAAUACUCUGGCUAAAGAUCUUCAUGUUUCCAAUUCAUUGAUUAAUUUGACACUCACGAGUUACAUGAUUUUCCAAGGCUUAUCGCCGAUGUUCAUCGGAGACUUCGCCGAUAAAGCUGGCAGACGACCAGCAUACUUGAUAUGCUUCACGAUUUAUAAUGCCGCCAAUAUUGGACUUGCGCUGCAGAAUAACUAUGCAGCACUGUUCGUCCUGCGAUGUCUGCAGAGUGCAGGAAGUAGCACUACCAUCGCUCUAUCCUCUGGUGUGGUCUCCGAUGUCGCUACGGCAUCCGAGAGAGGCUCCUAUAUGGGAUUUGUCACAGCAGGCUCCCUCUUAGGUCCUUCGAUUGGUCCUGUAAUCGGAGGCCUGUUAGCACAGUAUCUCGGAUGGAGGGCGAUUUUCUGGUUUCUGUUGAUCUUCUCCGGAUCUUUCCUCAUCCCAUUCAUCAUAUUCUUCCCUGAAACGGCCCGUGGUGUUGUGGGAGAUGGAUCCCUACCAGCCCAGAAAUGGAAUAUGUCUUUGCUGAAUUACCUUCAAUCUCGCAAGGCUCGAGAGGAAGAUGUCGUCCCAGCAACAAGGCCAGAAAAGCGAAAACUUGGUUUCCCAAAUCCUUACAAGACUCUCGCCAUCGUUUUCCAGAAGGAUACCAGCAUCAUUCUGCUGUGUAAUGCGAUCCUUUUCGCCGGGUUCUAUGAUAUCAGUGCGACGAUUCCUUCGAUCUAUAAAGACUUAUAUGGGCUAGAUGAUCUCCAAAUCGGCCUGUGUUAUAUCCCAUUCGGUCUUGGAUCUAGCCUCGCUUCUCUCUUGAAUGGCAAAUUUCUAGACUUCAAUUAUCGACGUCUGGCAAAGCGACUGGAUUUCCCGUUGGUCAACAAUCGCUUUGUAGACCUGCGCAAUUUUCCUAUUGAGAAAGCUCGCCUCGAGAUUGCGUUUCCGUUGCUGACGAUAGCAAGUCUAUGUAUUAUAGCUUUUGGAUGGUGCUUGGACUAUGGGGUUCAUCUUGCUGCACCAACCACCAUUUUGUUCUUCACGGGACUGACGCUUACCGGAUCAUUUAAUACUGUCAGCACGAUUCUAGUUGAUCUAUAUCCUACUCAGGCUGCCAAGGCUACAGCUGCGAAUAACUUCGUUCGGUGUUUACUUGGAGCCGGGGCCACGGCCGUUAUUGAUCUGAUGCUGUCUGCCAUGGGUCGUGGCUGGUGUUUCACGUUCAUUGCAUUCGUGAUGUUGUGUACAUCACCUUUGCUUUGGAUUGUGAUUCAUUAUGGUCCCCAGUGGCGUGAGGAGCGUCGACUUAAGGAAGAGGCUCGGAAGCUCAGUACCGCGCCAAGCAACGAGAUGUCAUGA
Molecule: messenger RNA, 2859 nt
Organism: Penicillium malachiteum
Lineage: Eukaryota; Fungi; Ascomycota; Eurotiomycetes; Eurotiales; Aspergillaceae
Gene: bna5-1
Product: kynureninase
Exons: 8
Coding region: 1-2859 (952 amino acids)
Biological process (GO): transmembrane transport; NAD+ biosynthetic process
Cellular component (GO): cytoplasm
Molecular function (GO): transmembrane transporter activity; kynureninase activity; pyridoxal phosphate binding
Source: RefSeq, a predicted model, not a curated record